UAUUUUUAUACUGUAGUUAGAAAUGGAAAGCAGAACUGUAAUUGGUUUGUCACUUCUUUGUUGAAUUUUACUAUUUCCACCCCACCGCCCCUUUUGGUCACUUCCUGAAAGUAUGUUUAAGACGUGAACCCAGGAACUGAAAAGUCACUUGCAAGCUGUUUCAGCUUAAAAUAAUUAUUUUUGGAUUGACACUAAUUCUGUGCUUUGUCACCGGCAUCUAUGUAAUUGAAGAUACUGAAAAUUGAGAUUUGAGUCUGAACUAGUUUUCAUCAGUAGCAAGUCUUCAAGGACAUCUACAACUGCAUAGCAGAAGUUGCUCAGGUGGGAAUCUCAAGGAGCAUCAAAUAUGUUUAUUAAAUAAAUGUGUAAGUUGAGGUUCCUGAAGUUAUUGAUAAAAAAAUGAGUGUUUUUAAAAAAUACCCUAGUCCUGCGCUUUUUCAGAGAUCUGUUUCAGAGCAGGAUGGCAACACUACAGAAAUAGGAUGUAGCUUGAAGGACUAUCACUGGUAUCACCAAGUGAAGAAUAAAAAGUUAUAUGAAGAUGCAGGUUUGGAUUUAGCAAAGCUUCUUGGAACUUAUCGAUGGCAGACGACUCCUCGAUUUCACUGGAAGAUGACUAAGAGAACAGAUGCAUCAAAAGCUAAUGAACACCCUUUGAGACUGCCAACAUUAAUUGCUGAUGGUUGUCAAGAAGAUCCUGAAGAAAAGGUUGCUAUGCCAGCAACCAGGACAUUUCGUGUUCCCUUCUUCAGGUCUGUCUCUGAACCUGCACCACACUGGAGAGACAGAAAUCCAAAACCUCUUCUGCAACCAGAAGGUGGUGAGCAGGACAGUUACUUUAUUCGUGGUUUCUUCUCCACAAUCUCUGGCAGCCUUUCUAAGGUUUUGAGCUGGAGAGAAGAACGGGAUUUAGCAGUGACAGAUGAAAUGGAGGACAAACAUAUGGAUUUGGCUGAAGGUAUAAUUGUUUUUUUUCCCCUAGUUUUGUUUCUGAGCCAGACUACUUCUUUCUUAGCAAUUAUGAUUUGAAGUGUUUUCUUUGGAAAAAUUAAGUUGUCUUUUCUCUAUUGCAUUUAAUUUUUUGUUUUGAUUACCUGAGGAC
Molecule: messenger RNA, 1102 nt
Organism: Pseudonaja textilis
Lineage: Eukaryota; Metazoa; Chordata; Lepidosauria; Squamata; Elapidae
Source: RefSeq, a predicted model, not a curated record